Molecule: messenger RNA, 6149 nt
Organism: Polistes canadensis
Lineage: Eukaryota; Metazoa; Arthropoda; Insecta; Hymenoptera; Vespidae
Gene: Mp
Product: collagen alpha-1(XVIII) chain
Exons: 20
Coding region: 1912-4815 (967 amino acids)
Source: RefSeq, a predicted model, not a curated record
AACACAUAUCGUCUAGUUGGGCUUUCAAGCGAGCGCGCAUCGAGGAGGAUUCGUCCUCCUCCUCUUCCUCAGUCGGCCCGAAGGAUCGACGAAAAUCAGCGCGGCAGGCGCGCUCAAAUGCCGGCCGGACUACUGACAGUAGUAAAGACGCCAUGCUCGCGCGCGCAAACAUCGAGCGUGAUCGAGGAACUCGUCGAGAUCAACGUUGAUUCCGUCUUCGCAAAGACGGAAGGUGGGACGAGCGUUUUAAAGGAUAAAGCAUGGCAGGAAGAACGGAGAGAGAGGGAGAGAAAACACCAAAUAAAAUAAUCACACCUUAAGAUUAAUAAUCAAGGCUGGACUUGAAUUUUCGAUAUAAUUCUCGAAAUAUUAUUAAAUUGAAUUAUUCUUUUAUACCUUCCUUUCUUUCUUUCUUUCUUUCUUUCUUUGAUUCUUUGUUACUUUCUUUUUUUCUCUUCUCAUGCUCGAAUUUUAUUUUAUUCUGGUGGCAACGCGAAAUGCGAUAACGCUCAUCGUGAUCUUUGAUUUUUAUCAUCGAAAGUGAUGGACUCAUACAAGUGUUACGACAGUUAGAGUGAGAUUUCAUGAUCCUUCGUUGAUUCGAAUGGAUAUAUACGUAUAUAUAUACAUCCAUAUAUCUUGUGUUGGAUGGUGCUAAUUUAUUGGAUGGAACGAGGAGGAAAAUUUUUCAACGAAGAAGACACAAGAUUUAAUACUUCCACAGUGGUUUAGGUUUAUGUGAUUCUACCAAGAUCGUACAUCGUCGUGUGGCGGCUGUAGUAACGUUAUUGUUGAUCCUUCCGACGACUUUAUUGUGACUAGUUAUCAUUGCUUCUACACUCGCGCCUAUGUAUGUGUUUUUAUGUAUAUGCAAGUACAACUGCGGUUAUUAUAAAACGAUUAAUUUUGAAAAUGAAAUAAGGAAAUUGAGCGCUUCUUAAAACGAAAAGGAGAGAGAAAAAAUUUUUAAAUGAGAAUUUAUUUCUCUUUUUAUCUUUUUCAUUAAUUCUUAGAGGAUUAUAAUUGGACCAAAAAUAUAGUGGCGAGAGAAGAAGAGAGAAAGAAAAGUUCCAAACAAUCUCGUUUCCUCUCUCUUCCCGAACUCUCUUCUCAACGAAAUUUUCGAAAACUUCGAGAAACAUUCAUAUCCUCGCAUAUCAAUAGUCAAAAUUUGCAGUGAAUCGUCCGCUCGAGAACACUGCGGUUAUCUGAGGAGAAGAAAAGAAAAAGGAAAAAUAGGAAUACUAUUUUCUUCUGCAACGACGUGGAAAGUAGACGGAAUAAAAAGAAAGAAGGACUUAAGAAAAAACACAAAAGAAAUAAAAAGAAGAAAAAGAGAGGGAAGACAGAAGGAUGAAGAAAUAAACGAAUCAAUCUUGAGCACUUCCUCUUCAAAGAAUGGAAAAAAGGUUUUAGGAAAUAGAGGAAACAAUUCUUCUGUAUCUUUAGUAAAAUCAUAUCAAGUGCGUCUUUGGAUACGGAUCGAAGCCAUUUUCCUUUUUUGAUAUCGAUUCGGGCGCGGUCGAUUCACUGCCAGAUGACUUUACAAAGGGUCCACGAAGAUUCACCCGACGUUUUGUCUUCAAUAUUUGAAUACGAAGACAUAAUAAAAUUAUAAUAAUUCACGGAUGGCCCUGCGAUGAGAAUAAUAUAUUAUUAUAUUUACACAUCCUUACCCUGGCCCUCCAUACAGAGAUAUUCAUAUACAUAGAUAUAUUAUAUACAUAUAGAUACAAACAGAGAAAGGAUAUAUUAAAAGGAUAUACGAAUGUUUUGCGACCACUUCAAUAGAGCGGUGGUCGUUAUUGUUUGUUGAGUGUACUGUUCAUUGAUAAGAAAAGAGAAACAGAGAGAGAGAGAGAGAAGGAUAGAAAAGGUGCAUAUACAGAGAGCACCGAUAUCAAAGGAAAAAUGGCGAUGGUAAUAUCACCCCGUAGCAAAAUCGUCACAUUAGCCUUGUUGAUUGGUAUUAUAACACUCGUCGCUUUAAUCAUAACCGGUGUGAUCGGAUUUUGGCACAAAACUGAGAAAGCACCGAACAACGGAACGAAGAUGGUCAGUAGCAGACUUCAACAAUUCACCGGCUACACCGCUACGAAGCACAUCGAUCGAGAGUACGACGAAGAUAAAAACGAAGAAAGUAACCCACCACCGUUCAUCACGCCUCCUCCUCCUAAUCCAGACUACAAAGGUCCGAAAGGUGAGAAGGGUGAUAAAGGAGAUAAGGGCGAGAGCGUUCGAGGACCACCAGGACCUCCUGGACCACCUGGACCUGGAUAUGAUUCGAACGAUGAGGAUUGGCCAGUAAAAAUACCACAAGGUCCACCAGGUCCUAAAGGAGAACCAGGCAAAUGUGCGUGCAAUGCAACGGCGUUGAUGACAUCCUUCACGAUGCCAAAAAUGAUCGAAGGACCGAAAGGCGAACCAGGUGUCCCUGGAAAGGAAGGAAAGCAAGGGCAGAUGGGUCUUACUGGUGCAGCAGGACCACCCGGAGAAAGGGGAUUACAAGGUCCACCUGGAGCAAGAGGUGAAAAAGGAGAUAUAGGAAUACUUGGACCCGAAGGUCCUCAAGGACAGAAAGGUGAACCAGGUAGAGAUGGAAUACCAGGUGAAAAGGGAGCUCAGGGACCUCCUGGGCCACCUGGAAAGGGCGAAUUCUCCGGCUACGAUCCCAGUUGGAAGACCCGAGGCAUUUUCAGGACCGAAGGUAUCACGAUGAGACCAGGUCUACCAGGACAAAAAGGUGAAUCAGGCAUACCUGGGAAUCCUGGUCCUAAAGGAGAAGCGGGAAUUCCGGGUGGAAAGGGUAUUAAAGGCGAGCCUGGUCACAAGGGUGGAAAAGGAGAACACGGAAAAGAAGGGCCAAGAGGAAUUCAAGGCUUUAAAGGAGAACCAGGUGCUCCAGGAGCACCAGGACUUCCUGGUGCACCAGGAGAAAAUGGAAGACCAGCCGAAAAAGGUGACAAGGGUGAUUUUGGACCCGAAGGGAAACCUGGUCCGCCUGGUCCACCGGGACCACCAGGACCCAAUAGUCCAGGUGUUAUAAACGUUGGAGAUACAGGAUUAGAAGAGAAGGGUGAGAAGGGUGAAUCUGGGCCACGUGGUUACAAAGGCGAUCAAGGAACUAAAGGCGAGAAAGGGGAUAAGGGGGAAUAUGGACCAGCCGGUAUACCGGGUGUAAACGGAAUUCAAGGACCGCAAGGAGAUAAAGGCGAGCCCGGUAAGGACGGAGUUCCCGGAAUUUCUGGAAUUCCGGGUUUGAAAGGAGAAAGGGGUGAAAGGGGUCCUCCCGGUGUCACCGCUAUCGCCAAUUCCGGUGACUAUAUCACCAUCAAAGGUGAAAAGGGUGCAGAAGGUAAAAGAGGAAGAAGAGGUCGUCCUGGACCACCAGGUCCUGUCGGACCACCCGGAAAACCAGGAGUAAUGGGAGAAAUUGGUCUACCAGGAUGGAUGAAUACAAAGGGUCGUCCUGGACCACCAGGAAAUCCUGGCUUAAUUGGACCGAAAGGAGAGAAAGGAGAACCUGGAACACCAAGUGCUUAUGGAAUCUCAAGGAAAGGUGAGAAAGGAGAUGACGGAAUGCCAGGAAUUCCAGGACAACACGGAAGAGACGGACAACGAGGUCCUCCGGGACCACCAGGAGCACCUGGCCCAGCUUCUAAAGGAAACUACAUUCCUGUACCAGGACCUCCAGGUCCUCCAGGACCUCCAGGAUCACCAGGACUCUCUUUAAUAGGACAAAAAGGUGAACCAGGAAUUGGCAGGAGUCACAUUUUCGGAGAGAAAGAUUAUUAUGGAAUGAGACAAGGACCCAGAAGCAGUCUGGACGAAUUAAAGGCACUUCGCGAGUUAAAGCAGCUGAAAGAAUUAAAGGAACAUUUAGGUACUGCUACUGUUGCUACAAGAGGUCCUUUGGAAAGUACAACAAAGAUAGUCCCAGGAGCAGUAACGUUUCAAAAUACGGAAGCUAUGACAAAGAUGUCGAGUGUCAGUCCUGUUGGAACUUUGGCAUAUAUCAUAGACGAACAAGCCUUGCUUGUAAGAGUUAACAAUGGAUGGCAAUACAUAGCGCUCGGCUCACUUCUUCCAAUAACAACCCCUGCGCCACCAACGACAGCACCACCUCCGGCAAAUCCACCUUUCGAAGCUUCAAACCUGAUAAAUCAGAUACCAGUGAAGGCUGACGGUACAGGAUGGUAUCCUAAAAUGUUGAGAAUGGCAGCAUUAAAUGAGCCGUUUACUGGCGACAUGCACGGUGUAAGAGGUGCAGAUUACGCUUGCUAUCGUCAAGCAAAACGAGCAGGCUUGAGAGGUACCUUCCGUGCAUUCCUAAGCUCCAGAGUGCAAAACGUCGACAGCAUCGUCAGACUUGGAGAUCGCGAUCUUCCAAUCGUUAACAUCAAGGGUGACGUUCUUUUCAAUUCGUGGAAGGAAAUGUUUAAUGGUAAUGGAGCCUACUUUUCCCAAAACCCUAGAAUCUACAGUUUUAAUGGAAAAAAUAUUCUUACUGACUUUGCCUGGCCGGAAAAAGUAGCAUGGCAUGGUUCGCACAAACUGGGAGACCGAGCGAUGGACACUUAUUGCGAUGCCUGGCAUUCUAGCAGCUCUGAUCGUUACGGAUUAGGAUCACCUCUUACAGGAGGUCGACUUUUGGAGCAAAUUCGUUAUUCCUGCGAUAACAAGUUUGCCUUACUUUGCAUAGAAGUAACCAGCGAAGCUACAAGGAGACGAAGAAGCAGUCCUUCUGCAGAAGAUGAAGUAGAAAUGACAGAGAGCGAGUAUAAGAAACAUUUGGAAGCAUUAAUGAAAAAUUGAAGGCUCUUGUUAAAUAUAAAUAUUUGCAAACCGUUAUGUAAAUAGAAAUCGAGAUGUACUGACCGUAAAGAUUACUGAAUCGAAUAAGCGAAAAAUAUAGCUUUAUUCGUGUUAAAACAAAAAAAACACAAGUGACAAAAACGUUACAUUUAACAUAAACAAAUUGUGAAAAGAAUUGAAACGGUCGUUUCAUCUCGUUUCUCAUAUCCUGGAAUGCUACUAUCCUCUAUUUCCAAAGUUAUAACUCGUAAGCAAAGCCCUUAUUAUCGCUUCAAAGAAGUUUCCGUUUAUCUCUUAAAAAGAAGACUGAUCGUCUAGACAUACUACGUUCGUCAACGUUUCAUAUCGAUCAUCAUACCGUAAUAUUAAUGAAAACGUCGAAUUGAGAGGAUAAGUUUUGAAAAAAAAAUAUAAAAAAAAAGAAUCUCAUGGCUUUCAGUAUCUCAAAGCGUCUUAUAUCUCGUGCGAAUAAUUUAAGCGUUCCCUUGAAAAUUUAUCUACAUCCAGCGCUAAACUUCCUCCUCUUUGCUUAACGUCCUAAUAAGAGAGGAAGACUCCAAAUAGGAGAAUUUCUAAGGCACGCACGAAUAACGAUUUGAUGUUUAGAUUGUAAACUACUGCUCUUUAAAAACCUAAAUAAAUCUAAACGGAGAUCAUAUCCGCGCAUCGAGACGCGUUUACAUUUUAGCUGAUACAUAUGAGUGUGUAUGUUAGAUGUAAGAAACAUCGAUUAAGAAUUCUAUAUGACGAGUCGCUGUUCGUUUCAAAUGAAGACAAGAUUUGUGCUCUACGCGAUAUGUAAGUUACAUUAGUUGUCUCAUGAUCGUAUAGUGUUGUUUUCUGAUCGAGAACUAUUCGAGUUAAUGGUUUCAUGAGAAUCGCCAAAACUUCGUAAACUACCGUAAUAACGAACAACAAUAUCUUCAUAAAUUUAUUUAAGAUCACUCGCCCACUUUGUACUCUCUUCUCUUUCAGGAAACGAACAUUUUUUCCAUCUUGUCAUUACUGCUUUACAUCACGAGCAUGAAUCGAAUCAAUGUUGUCUGUAACUUGAGAAUAUAUUACGAUUAACAUUAACCUAAUUUAUUAAAGUUACAUAUGUAGAGAAAAAGAAAGAAACCGUUAUAAGUCUAUAUACUUAGGUUGUCAACAUGCUUGUCGGCGAAUACAACGUAAAUAAAUGGAACUUUCUAAUGUAAUUUAGAUCGCGCCGCCCAGAAAAAACAAUAUGUACAACUAAUUAUCUUUCAAUAUAGUUUGCACUGACAUUUUAUUUCCAAAUUUUAUAUUAUUUGUACAUUUUAUUAUAUCAUCUUUCUAAAUAAAAGCGGAAA